AUGCCUUCUGAGGGUCGCUGCUGGGAGACUCUGCAGGCUCUGCGCAGUUCCGACAAAGGUCGCCUCUGCUACGACCGCGACUGGCUGCUGCGGGGUGAGGAUGUUUUACAAGAAUGUAUGUCUCUUCCCAAGCUGUCUUCUUACUCUGGAUGGGUAGUAGAUCAUGUCCUGCCUCACAUACAAAAGAACGCACCUCCCUCUGAGACGUCAGCAUCCUCUGUAUCUACUUCAGCCCUCGACCAACCUUCAUCUGUUCCCAGAUCUCCUCUCAGAAACCCUGCCUUCUCACCUGUCUCCUCAGCAACAUCAAAUGGAACCAAGGACAAACAGGAGUCUCCACAUACAGAACCUAUGGCACUUCAGUCCCCCCGGGGGAUGAAAGUGGAAGGCUGCAUCCGAAUGUAUGAGCUGGUGCACAGAAUGAAAGGAGCAGAGGGCUUGAGGCAGUGGCAGGAGGAGCAGGAGAAGAAGGUACAGGCCCUUUCUGAGAUGGCAUCUGAACAGCUGAAGCGGUUUGAUGAACGAAAGGAACUGAAGCAUCAUAAAGAAUUCCAGGACUUACGGGAAGUAAUGGAGAAGAGCUCCAGAGAAGCCCUGGGGCAGCAAGAGAAGCUGAAAGCCGAGCAUCGUCACAGAGCGAAGAUCCUCAACCUGAAGCUGCGGGAAGCGGAGCAGCAGCGCCUGAAGCAAGAGGAGCAGGAGCGGCUCCGGAAGGAAGAAGGCCAGGCCCGCCUGCGCAGCCUCUACGCCCUGCAGGAGGAGGUGCUGCACCUCAGCCAGCAGCUGGACUCCUCGGACCAGCACAGGGACCUGCUGCAGGUCGACCUGUCUGCCUUCCGGACCCGAGGCAACCAGCUCUGCGGUCUUGUUUCAGGGAUCAUCCGGGCCACUUCUGAGAAUGGCUUUCCCACAGCAGAGGACCAAGCUGCGGCUGAGGGAGCACUACAGGAGAUGCGCGACCUCCUCUCAAACUUGCGUCAGGAGAUCUCCAGGGCCUGUGAGGAGAAGAGGAGGCAGGAUGAAGAGGAAGCCCGGAUAAAGCAGCAAGCGGCACAGAUGCAGCAGAGGCCGGAGGCCCACAAAGAGUCUCCCGUUCCCAACCAGGGCCCAGGGGCGAAACCAAACGAAGACCUCCAGGUGAAGGUGCAAGACAGUACAAUGCAGUGGUACCAGCAGCUGCAGGAGGCCUCCAGUCGGUGUGUGCUGGCCUUUGAGGGCCUGAGCAACAGCAAAGACAGUCAGGCCAAAAAGAUCAAGAUGGACCUCCAGAAGGCUGCCACGAUCCCAGUGAGCCAGAUCUCUACCAUUGCAGGCUCGAAGCUGAAGGAAAUCUUUGACAAGAUCCACAGCUUACUUUCUGGAAAACCUGUUCAGUCUGGCGGGCACUCUGUGUCUGUCACACUUAACCCACAGGGCCUAGACUUUGUCCAAUACAAACUGGCAGAGAAAUUUGUGAAACAAGGGGAGGAGGAAGUGGCCUCCCAUCACGAAGCAGCGUUCCCCAUCGCGGUUGUGGCAUCCGGGAUCUGGGAGCUCCACCCCAGAGUAGGGGACCUCAUCCUGGCUCACCUGCACAAGAAGUGUCCUUACUCUGUUCCUUUCUAUCCAGCAUUCAAAGAGGGAAUGGCUUUGGAAGACUACCAGAGGAUGCUUGGCUACCAAGUGAAGGAUUCCAAAGUAGAGCAGCAGGACAACUUUCUAAAGCGCAUGUCUGGGAUGAUCCGUCUCUAUGCCGCCAUCAUCCAGCUCCGGUGGCCAUAUGGAAACCGACAAGAGACUCACCCUCAUGGCUUAAAUCAUGGUUGGCGCUGGUUGGCACAGAUCUUAAACAUGGAGCCCCUGUCAGACGUGACGGCCACCCUCCUCUUUGACUUCUUAGAGGUGUGUGGGAAUGCCCUCAUGAAGCAGUACCAGGUCCAGUUCUGGAAGAUGAUACUUCUCAUCAAAGAGGACUACUUCCCCAGGAUUGAAGCCAUCACAAGCUCAGGGCAGAUGGGUUCCUUCAUACGCCUCAAGCAGUUCUUGGAGAAAUGUCUGCAGCACAGGGAGAUUCCUGUCCCUAAGGGCUUCCUGACUUCCUCCUUCUGGCGUUCCUGA
Messenger RNA from Rangifer tarandus platyrhynchus (Svalbard reindeer), 2097 nucleotides. NCBI's taxonomy places the organism in Eukaryota, Metazoa, Chordata, Mammalia, Artiodactyla, Cervidae. The record is from the annotation of a GenBank genome assembly.